This is a messenger RNA of Gallus gallus (chicken), 1042 nucleotides long. RefSeq lists its product as uncharacterized. The record is from RefSeq and is a predicted model, not a curated record. The transcript is spliced from 6 exons. Lineage: Eukaryota; Metazoa; Chordata; Aves; Galliformes; Phasianidae. The coding region runs from base 231 to 920 and encodes 229 amino acids.
GCACGCAGAGACUGAGCUCUGGGCCUUCUGUGGAACAGAUCACCCUGUGAGAGCCCGACGGAAGCACCGCGUGUGCACUCGUCGGUACUUUCUGCAGGAUUCCUGUCCCAAAGGAGAUUCCGGGAUAGAGGCGGUCUUAGGAAGAGGGAAGCCAGCUCUUUCCAAGGGCCGGGGAAGUUCCUGCAGAGAGAGCCUCUGGAACUUCAGCUUCCUCUGAGCCUUCAGCAGCCAUGUCUCAGCAAGGAGACGACCGCGGUUCCAAUUGCUGCCGUGUGAGUGGCAAGAAGUGGCGCGGUGCGGUUCCCCGCGGUUGGGAGCAGCAGCCAGCAGGCUGCCAGAGAUCCAACCGCGCCUUGCAGCGCACAGAGGGACGCAACAGGGACGGACGGUCCUUCCUGCCAUACAGAAGGAUGGAUCCUGCGCGUCCAUGGAGUGGUGCUGGGCAAGGGGGGAAACGGAAAGCCUCCGCAGAGAGAGGUGCCGAGCCCAACGGAAAGAUCUACGCAAAAGCGGUGCAGGAAGUCCUUCUGGAGAGAGCUCAUCUCCAGGCUGGAGGGCUUCCUACAACAGCAGGUCCCAACACAGGGGGAAGACCUUCCCCUGCCGUGUGCCCCCGCUCUGUCUCCAAGUCCUUGGCUGGAUGUAAACGCAAAGGCUUGGAAGAAGCGAAGCCAACAGCAGCGCAGCUGCCUGCUAACAAAAGAGUGAGGGGGCCGAGCGGAGACAGCGUGCCAGCUCCAGCAGCACACCCUGGGCCUGCUGCAGCGCGGAGCUCCAAGCUAAGAGCGAGAAGACGCCAAGAGAAAGAGAGGAGAGGGGAAUCGAUGAAGGCUGCCCUCAGAGCUGCCGCUGCACGUGCAGAGGCCUCCGCAGUGAACAGCCUUGUGGAGAUGAUGCAGAAGCUGCAGCUGAAGGACUGAGAGGAGGAGCGUCAGCAGGCAGCGGCUGCAGUGCGCGGCGUUACAGGGCAGCGCUGCGAGUGCUGCCCACCUCAGCACUCCAACUUCAGAUGGAGUCAAUAAAUACCAGACACAAUGAGAGA